AUGGUAGCUAAAUCAAAGGCUCACCGGACUAGAAUGGUGCCCAACUGGAAUUAUGAUCAUCAUCAACAGCCUUCAAGUUCUAUGACGGCCAGGACAGUACCCUCUCACUUCUUCAAGAUAAUCCUCCCAUCCACCAUGCAACAAAUGAAACUGAUGAUCCCUGAAAAGUUUGUGAGGGAAUUUGGGAAUGAACUAUCCACUGUUGCCAAACUCACUGUAACUCAUGGUCAUAUUUGGCAAGUUGGAUUGGAGAAAGUUGACAAGAGCAUUUGGUUUUGUGAUGGUUGGAAGGAUUUUGCAGAAUACCAUUGUAUUUGUUAUGGUUACUUUCUAGUCUUUAGAUAUGAAGGAAAUUCAAAUUUCCAUGUUCUUGUAUUUGAUAAGACUGCCACUGAAAUUCAGUAUCCACUGAGCAAGAAUUGUAAUUUGGAAGAUCAGGUGGAAAUCGUGGAAUUAGAUGAUGCAUACAUAUCAAUGCAUGACAAGUUGAAUGAAAAUGAAAUUUCUAACUCAGAACAGUUUCCCUCAAAAUAUGAAGAAGUGAAAGAAAAGUUUGUAAAGAAAAAAAUUUCAGGCACAUCAUCAAAAGGGGAACUCAUGAUGUCCAGAGGAGGAGAGAGAGCAAUCCAAGCUGCCAGAACGUUUAAGCCUAAAAAUCCUUCUUUCAUGGGAAUCAUACAGCUGUAUAAUAUAAGUAACCGUUACAUGUAUGUACCUGCAGGAUUUGCUUUCAAGUAUCUUCGUCAGCGACAAAUUGCCAAACUGGAGACUUCUGAUGGAAGACAAUGGCCUGUCAAUUGCUAUUACAGAGAACCUUCAAGCUCAGCAAUGAAUAUAGGGCGGGGAUGGAUUGUAUUUGCCAGGGAGAAUAAUUUAGAAGAAGGAGAUGUUUGUGUCUUUGAGCUGAUCAAGAGGAAGCCUGUUGUGCUUAAUGUGUCAAUAUUUCGUGUAGUUGACUAUGCACAUAAUGCACUACUAGUGAAAUAG
Molecule: messenger RNA, 987 nt
Organism: Quercus lobata
Lineage: Eukaryota; Viridiplantae; Streptophyta; Magnoliopsida; Fagales; Fagaceae
Product: B3 domain-containing transcription factor VRN1-like
Exons: 3
Coding region: 1-987 (328 amino acids)
Molecular function (GO): DNA binding
Source: RefSeq, a predicted model, not a curated record